Molecule: messenger RNA, 2767 nt
Organism: Betta splendens (Siamese fighting fish)
Lineage: Eukaryota; Metazoa; Chordata; Actinopteri; Anabantiformes; Osphronemidae
Product: NUAK family SNF1-like kinase 1
Exons: 7
Coding region: 242-2134 (630 amino acids)
Biological process (GO): protein phosphorylation; intracellular signal transduction; microtubule cytoskeleton organization
Cellular component (GO): cytoplasm
Molecular function (GO): ATP binding; protein serine/threonine kinase activity; tau-protein kinase activity
Source: RefSeq, a predicted model, not a curated record
GGGCGGCUGCGGGAGGGGGGAGGCUCCACCCCGCUCUCCAUGUGGCUCCCCGCGCUCCCGGUGCUGCGAGUUCGGCCGCGGCUCCGCUGGAUCGGCGACAUGCUCUCAUUGAAGCCGCCGCAGUGACGCUCUAUGGGCGACGUCCGGGUCCGCGUCUGUCCAGGUUCCGAGGAGGCGCGCGCGUCCGGUGCCGGUGCCGGUGAGGGCUCCUCCUGACAGGUGCGCACGGUGCGCAGGGACGAUGGGCAGACGCCAGGCCGACGGCAGAGGCGCGAUGAACAGCGGCGGCCGCUCGGAGCUCGGGCGUCUGCAGGACGCGGCGUCGUCCGGCGGCCGUGGCGCCGCGGACGAGCGGCCGACGUCCGCGGACGUGGAGGCGGUGGCGCCGCUGGAAAUGAAGAAGCACCAGCACAAGCACAACUUGAAACACCGCUACGAGGUGAUGGAGACUCUGGGGAAAGGCACCUACGGCAAAGUGAAGAAGGCGGUGGAGCGAGGCAGCCUGAAGACGGUGGCGAUUAAGUCGAUCCGCAAGGAGCGCAUCGUUGACGACUUGGACAGAGUUCACAUCCAGAGAGAGAUCGAGAUCACCUCCUCGCUCCGGCACCACAACAUCAUCCGCUUCUACGAGGUGUUCGAGAGCCGCGAUAAGAUCGUGAUCGUGAUGGAGUUCGCCAGCAGAGGGGAGCUGUACGACUACAUCCAGGAGCGGAGGAGGCUGCCGGAACCCGAGGCCAGGAGCAUCUUCAGGCAGAUCACGUCGGCCGUGCACUACUGCCACAAGAACGGCGUGGUGCAUCGAGACCUGAAGCUGGAGAACAUCCUGUUAGAUCAGGAUCUGAAUGUGAAGCUGGCUGAUUUUGGCCUCUCCAACCAUUUCCAGAGGGGAUCUCUGCUGCAGACCUACUGUGGAAGCCCCCUCUACGCUGCCCCAGAGAUCGUUAAGGGCCUGCCCUACCUGGGGCCUGAGGUGGACUGCUGGGCGCUGGGGGUGCUGCUGUACGCGCUGGUCUACAGCAGCAUGCCGUUUGACGGGGCCACUCACGCCAGCCUCACCGAGCAGAUCAGCCAGGGCCGCUACCGCAGACCCCACCCCCCCUCAGACGCCUGCGCUCUCAUCGACUGGCUGCUGACGGUGAGCGUGGACGAGAGGGCGACGGUGGAGGACGUUGCCGCCCAUUGGUGGGUGAACUGGGGCUAUGAAGCCAGCGUGUGUGACUGUGGCCCGGCCGCGCAGCAGGAGUGCCCCUCGCCGCUGCUGGCCCGAUACAUCGACUGGCAGAACCAGGCCUCCUGUGCGCCGCCGCCCCCCCACCCCUUCUACCCACCCAGCGCACCUGUGAGGAGCGGCCGGGGGGGGGGAGCGGUGCACGGAGCGGCCUCGAGCCUCAGGAAGUCACGCAAGGAGAACGCCAUACCCCAGAAUGCACUGGGGGCCUGUGGCGUUUCCUCCUCUGGGACCGAAAGGAAGAAACCCAAAGGUAUUCUGAAACCACAGAGGAGCUUUGACUCAGUGUUUCACAGCCCCCCAAAAGAAAACUUCCCAUCGCAGCCCUGCAGCGCACGCGCUCACAAACACGCUGACGGCCUGUCCAGCAGUGCGCCGCCGGCCCCCACCUUCAGCCAGCCUUCAUCCAAAAUGCCCAAGAAGGGGAUCCUGAAGAACCUGUGCGGAGGCGAGUCGGGCUACGGCUCGUCCCCAGAGCGACGAGGCUCCGGAGCCGGGGGGAGCGACGCAGGCGACUCGUGCCCGGACGACCGGCCCCGCGGCCGCCCUCCGGCCGCCGCCGACGGCCCCGUCCUGCGCGCGGAGGCGGGGAGGAGGAGGAAGGGCAUCCUGAAGCGCAACGGCAAGUUCUCCCGCAGCCUGGACCUCCCCGACGAGCGCCUCUCCCCGCGCCCGACGCUGCCCGAGGCGCUGCAGCAGCUGCUCCGGGCCUCGGGGGCGGCGGACGGGCGCCGCAGCCGGCCGUCCAGCGUGGUCAGCGAGGACAGCGUCUUCUCCUCCGACUCCUUCGACCUGCUGGACCUCAGCGCCCAGUCGCGGCGCGGGGUCUUCGCCCUCCGCGGCUGCAGCUCCGAGGAGGAGCCGGAGCCGCUGGGGGCGGAGGCUGAGGAGGCCGCUGAUGGCUAGAAAGACGGGGGAAACGUUGGCGUGAAGCUCAGGCGGCGAUAGACUGGUCGUUAGUUCACGCCUGUGUCACAGCCAGUGGCAGCCAUCUUGAAAAGACUCAGAGACAGUGGGAUUCGUACCCGCAGCACAGAGAUUCGAGUGCUGUCGUGUAGUGGAGUUAGCAGAGCUCCACAACAGAUGCGUAAAUGAGCAUCAUCUUGAAAAUGUGUAGUUAAAUAAAGCCAAGACUUUAAAUUAUUAGUGUUUAUAACAUCUAUGUGUAAUAACAACAUGUCAUUAAGGGUUUAUAGCUCACUGUUCACAGAUAUGAGGAAGCUUUUAACUCUUUAUUAACAGUAGGUCUCUGUUUCGUGAUUAUUGUUUCAAUUUACUAGUCAUUCGUUACUGUUUCAUCCACAGUCAAACUACGUGUUCCAAACCACAUGUUGUGUUUGACAGGAGGUUGAAUUAAAGUCUAUUUGGGCACAGUUUGUUCCUUUGCACCAACCGACACAGUGUUGAGCAGAUGGAUCACUUUGCUUCUACAGCACUGCUUCAAACAGGUCGUUCUACUGUGACAGAAGAAAUGUUAAAGUCCAACAAACAUUUCAGGUUGUUUUGUUGUGUAACAUCAAUAAAUUAUGUGACAAAUGA